AUGGGAGAGCCUGAGAAAGAAGAUGGAGUUGUUCAAUUGAAAAUUGAAGAAGGUGAGAAAGAAAAAGAAGAAAAACAAGGAAAAGAAAAUGGUGGAGGAGGAGGGGGAAGUAGUAGUCAUCAACAACAAAAACAAAAAUUAAUAACAACUGCUGGGGGUUCUUCUGCUUGUUCUGCUGCUUUAACAGAAGAUGCUGAAUCACAAGCAACAACUACAAAUUUGGAUGAAAGUGUGGAUGGGGAAAUUGGUGGGGGAAAUAAUGAACCUGGAAAAAUGUUUGUUGGUGGGCUUAGUUGGCAAACUACUGCAGGUUUGGAAGAAGAAAUUUUUUGUUUUAUGGGAGAUAGGGUGGAGGGAGUUAAAAAGAAUUUUUCUUUUAUAGAAGGUCUUCGCGAUUAUUUUUGCAAAUUUGGAGAAGUUAAUGAAUGUAUGGUUAUGCGAGAUCCAACGACCAAACGUGCUAGAGGCUUUGGAUUUAUUACUUUUGUAGACCCAAUUUCUGUAGAAAAAGUGUUAGCAAUCGAAAUACACGAAUUAGAUGGAAAACGAAUAGACCCUAAAAUAGCUUUUCCUAAAAAACAACAACCAAAAUUAGUUGUAAAAACAAAAAAAGUUUUUAUUGGUGGAUUGUCUUCUAAUUCUACUAUAGAGGAUCUUAAACAAUAUUUUUCACAAUACGGGAAUAUUGAAGAUGCAAUGUUAAUGUUUGAUAAAACUACUCAACGGCACAGAGGUUUUGGUUUUAUUACAUUUGAUGAUGAUGAAGUUAGUGACAAAGUUUGCGAAAUACAUUUUCAUGAAAUUAAUGGAAAGAUGGUUGAAUGCAAAAAGGCACAACCAAAAGAAGUCAUGCUACCUCUCCAACUAAAUAAAACCCGUGCUGCAGCUCGUAAUCUUUAUGGAUUAGCACCAGAACAAUUGCUAGCUUAUGCUUCUUUUAUUCCUCGACUGCCUGCUUACGGCCCUCCUCCAGCUCCCCCCUCUCACCACCACCACAAUCACGCAAUGACAGCAGCGUUAACUGCAGCGGCAGCAGCAGGUGUAUAUGGACAUCACCACCACCACCCUCAACACGGAAAUGGAGGAGUUUCUUGUGCAGAUUUACCCCAAGGCGUAGAUUUGUUAAGAAUUGGUCCAGCAGCAACGGGUAUUCAAUUUCAUGGGAAUGGGUUUGCCCAUCAACAACAACAUCAUCCCCAACAACAAGUUACUAGCCAUUUUGCUUUGGGAGGGUCUGGAGGGAAUAAUAAUACUGGAAAUAGAGGAGGACAGCUAGGAGGAAAUAAUGCUGGUGGGGGACCUAUCAAUCCGAGAGAUUUGGCUGCUGCACAGUUGGUUGCACAACAGCAGGCUGUAUAUGAAGCUGCGAUGGUAGGGGAAAUUUUUUUAAAUGUGAAGAGGUUUUGGUGAAUGGUUUAAAGAAUGUAUUUUGCAUAUUUGAAGAAGGGCACUUAUGGCUUAACUUGAUAAGUUCUAGAAUUUUGGUUUGGGAAGAGAUCGUUCUUUAGGAACCGGCCUAAACGAAAACCAUGGAUUUUUCGGUUAGGUUCUUCGGUCUGGUUUUGAGUAUCCGAAUGUUGUGGGCCGAAGUUGUG
This is a messenger RNA of Meloidogyne enterolobii, 1595 nucleotides long. The record is from the annotation of a GenBank genome assembly. NCBI's taxonomy places the organism in Eukaryota, Metazoa, Nematoda, Chromadorea, Rhabditida, Meloidogynidae.